Molecule: messenger RNA, 591 nt
Organism: Trypanosoma conorhini
Lineage: Eukaryota; Euglenozoa; Kinetoplastea; Trypanosomatida; Trypanosomatidae
Product: ubiquitin-conjugating enzyme E2
Exons: 1
Coding region: 1-591 (196 amino acids)
Biological process (GO): protein sumoylation
Cellular component (GO): nucleus
Molecular function (GO): SUMO conjugating enzyme activity
Source: RefSeq, a predicted model, not a curated record
AUGUCGGGACUGUCGCUGGCGCAGGCUCGCCUGCGGGAGGAGCGGAAGGCGUGGCGUAAGGACCGCCCGUUUGGCUUCUGGGCGCGCCCACGCGAGGCCUCGCAGUCGUCGGCGUCCGCGCCGUCGACCGCCGCGACGGCGGGCGGCUCGGCCCCCGCGAACACGAGCACCACCGACGCGCCCGCGGGUGCGGGUGCGGGCGGCGGCGGCUUGGACCUCCUCGAGUGGGAGGCGGGGAUUCCUGGCAAGCCCGGCACCCCAUUCGAGGGCGGCGAGUUCCGGCUCCUGCUGCACUUCACGGAGGACUACCCCACGCGGCCGCCCAAGUGCGUCUUCACCCCGGUGCUGUUUCACCCCAACGUGUACCCGAGCGGCACCGUCUGCCUCUCCAUCCUGAACGAGGAGAAGGACUGGCGGCCCAGCAUCACCAUCAAGCAGAUCCUGCUCGCCAUCCAGGAGCUGCUGGACAACCCCAACAUCAAGGACCCGGCGCAGGAGGAGCCGUACAAGGUGUACAUGCGGGACCGAAAGGAGUACGAGGAUCGCGUGCGCCAGGAGGUGGCAAAGCACCACCAGAAGCGCGUGCUUUAA